AUAAAUAAAUGAAAUCAAAAGGAAAAACAUAACACAAGGAAAGUCCAGUGGACGAGAUUACUACUGUGUGUUUUGGGGUGAGGCUAAUUCAGGGGACGGGGAGAGACAGGCAGGUUUGGGGCCGGAGGCUGGCAGUGAUGGGUGGCCACUGAGAGUGAUUGAUUGUGGGUUGCGGGCCUUGAACGUGUGCCUGGGCACUGUCCCUGCGUAGUUUGGCUCAAGGCUGGCAUCCCCCCUGCCCCCCGCAGGUGCGCCCCGAUUGCCCUCCUGGAGGUGUGCUGAAGGUGGGGUGCGGACCAUGCCUCCCCCAGCCCCGGCUGCCGGCCUUGGCUUCCUCCCUCGCCCAUGGCUGGCCCAGCCCCAUCCCUUGCUGGGGUCCUGCAGGUUCUGGAAGCUGCUGGCCCGGACAAGCUGGUCAGCCUGAGGCUCAAGCUGCGGACGCCUGGGCCCGGCGGCUGCCCGGGGACUGAGCUCCUGCGCGCCAUGGUGCUGCCGGCGCUGGGCCGGGAUGAGGAGGUGGCGCAGGACGACGCAGUGGCCCAGAGGGUGGCUCAGGUGCGGGCCGGCGUGGACGGCACCCAGGCCUCGGGGGAGACCGCAGGGGAGGUCCCGGAUGUGUCGUGGGCCGUGGCGCACCUGUACCACCUGCUGGCUGAGGAGAAGCUGUGCCCGGAGUCCAUGCGCGACGCGGCCUACUCGGCGGCCCUUCGCGUCCUGGAGGCCCACGGUGACCGCCGACUGGAGGAGCUGCGGAACGAGGCCCAGGCGCGGUGCGGGUGGGCCACGGUGGCCGCCUCGCGCCCUCAGGACGACCUCCCCACUCCCUCGCCGCCCUCCUCCGGGGCCCGCAGCCAGCCGUGGCCCAUCAGUGCCCUGGCUGGCUGGAGCCACGCGUGCUCCCUGCGCUCCUGUGGCAGCCCCGGCUCGGUGGGCGCCGAGCUGGAGAUCAGCCAGUCCCCCACGCUGCCCUUCCUGAGCCCGCACCGUGGCACCCAUGGGCCCAGCAAGCUGAGCUGGGAAGCCCCCGGCAGCCCGGAGCCCUGGCAUGAGCCCAGGGGCCACCAGGAGCCGGAGGAGGUGAGCUGGCCCUCAUCUGUGGAGCCCCUGGACCCGGACCGGCUGCACCCCAGCCCAGGGCACCCUGAGACGGUCCUGGCUUCUGUCUCUGCUGACUCUACGGUGCCUCCAGAUGGGGGCUCCUCGCUGGAGAGGACUAGGGUGUUCCCGGACCCCAUAUCGCAUCCCGUGGCCAGCCUGGACCCCACAGGAAGUCCUUGCCCUGGCAAAGAUCACACGCCGUCCCAGAGUCCUGAAGAUGCCACCCGGCAGAGUGGCACGUUCUGCCCAGCCCCAUCUCCUGCUCCCGAUGCACUGAGUUCUCACCCCCAGGCGUCUUCCUCCUCCUCCUCCUCCUCGGCCACCUUCCCUCCAGCCUCCUCCUCGGCCUCCUUCUCUCCAGCCUCCUCUUCCUCGGCCUCCUUCCCUCCAGCCUCCUCCCCUCCAGACUCUUCCUCUUUGGCCUUCCACGCAGACACAGCGGGACAGAAGUUCUACAACUUUGUGGUUCUGCACACCAGAGCUGAUGAGCAUGUGGCCCUGCGAGUCCGUGAGCGGCUGGAGGCCCUCGGGGUGCCGGAUGGGGCCACCUUCUGCGAGGACUUCCAGCUGCCAGGCCGCGGCGAGCUGCAGUGCCUGCAGGACGCCAUCGAGCACUCUGGCUUCAUCGUCCUGCUGCUCACGGCCGCCUUCGAGGGCCAGCUGGGGCUGCACCAGGUGAACCAGGCUCUCAUGAGCAGCCUCACCCGGCUGGGCCGCCAGGACUGCGUGGUCCCCUUCCUGCCCCUCGAGAGCUCAGAGGCGCAGCUGGGCCCCAGCACCACCAGCCUGCUGACUGGCCUGGUGUGGCUGGAGGAGCGCUCCGCCAUCUUCACCAGGAAGGUGGCCAACACCUUCUCGCCACACCGACUGCGGGCGCGCCGGGCACACUGGGCCCAGGAGCAGCGGGCCCGCGCCCUGCGCCCACAGCCCCCACAGCCGCAGGGCCACACCGCCUACCUCGCCUACCCAGGGACCUGGGGGGCCUCCCAGGCCCAGGUCCAAGCACUCCACCAGGCUUUGGGGAGCGGCCUGGUGCUGGGGACCCAGGCACCUCAGCCCUCUCAAGUGCCUUUGGGGGACAAGGUGCCCCCCUUGACUACCUGGCCAGGCUGUCCACAGACGCCACCAUUCCCAUGGCAGGCUGGCAUCCCACCUACAGCCUUCCUACAGCCCCCUUCUUGUCCUCAGCCCCCCACUUGCCCUCCAGCCCCCACAGUCCCUCCUCAGACACCUGGACCACAACCUCUCAUUAUCCACCAUGCUCAGAUGGUGCAGUUGGGGCUCAACAACCACAUGUGGAACCAGAGGGGGGCCCCAGCACCCCCAGAUGACACGCCACUGCAAGAAGCAGACAGACGGAAUGACCGGGACUGAUCCAGCCACAGCCUGGGAGCAUGGCCUGCGUUCCAGACUGGUUUGGGGGGACCUUGUGCGCUCCACCUGCCUGGGCUUUGGGGGACCUGGUGCCCCACCCCCUCGGCCCCCACUGGCAGAGAAAAAUGCUACCCAGGGGUGGUGUCUUUACAGGGAGCGACUUGGACAUUUUCUUACAAUAAAUAUUUAUUGAGCGUUU
Messenger RNA from Perognathus longimembris pacificus (Pacific pocket mouse), 2671 nucleotides. It is a transcript of the gene Ticam1, whose product is annotated as TIR domain containing adaptor molecule 1. Lineage: Eukaryota; Metazoa; Chordata; Mammalia; Rodentia; Heteromyidae. The transcript has 2 exons. Gene Ontology annotation, biological process: positive regulation of cytokine production involved in inflammatory response; positive regulation of natural killer cell activation; TRIF-dependent toll-like receptor signaling pathway. Gene Ontology annotation, molecular function: protein kinase binding. The record is from RefSeq and is a predicted model, not a curated record. The coding region runs from base 346 to 2472 and encodes 708 amino acids.